GCCUUCUCUUCUUCAUCACCAACAACGACCUCAUCAAUUCCGGCGAAGGAGAUAUUUGGCCACCAGCUCGCAUCAAAUCAAGAAGAUGGACUACCAGAAUCGUGCUGGUUCGAAGUUUGGAGGAGGUGGUGUCGCAUCAACAUCAGCAACUAACGCAGACCGGCGAGAACGUCUUCGAAAGCUCGCUCUCGAAACCAUCGACCUCGACAAAGACCCAUACUUCUUCAAGAACCAUGUUGGCUCCUUUGAAUGUCGCCUUUGCUUGACAGUCCACCAAAAUGAUGGCUCCUACCUUGCCCAUACCCAAGGCCGCAAACAUCAAACCAAUCUCGCGCGUCGUGCCGCCAAAGAGCAGAAGGAAGGACGGGCGGGUGUUGAUCCAGUCACUGGCAUGCCAAUUGGCAUGGUCGGUGCACAAAUCGCGGUCAAGAGAAAUGUUGUGAAGAUCGGACGACCAGGAUACAAGAUCACAAAGACGAGGGACCCGGUUACGAGGCAACAGGGCUUAGUCUUUCAAUUGCAGUACCCAGAGAUAUCGCCAGAUGUUACACCCAAGGUCAGAUUCAUGAGUGCCUACGAGCAGAAGGUGGAUGAUCCUCCGGACAAGAGCUUUCAGUACAUGCUGGUGGCUGCGGAACCGUACGAGACCUGCGGCUUUAAGUUACAGGCACGAGAGGUUGACCGGACCAACGAUAGGUACUACACGUGGUGGGAUCCGGAUCAGAAGGAAUUCUGGGUUCAGGUCAUGUUCAAGACGGAGAGAGAGGAGAGGUACAGCGGUGUUCCAGGAUUGGCACCAUCGGGAAUGUCAAGGCGAUGAGAUUUAGGCUUGUAAGAUGACUUUUUGCAUGGAGUUGGGGAGGAUCACAAGCAAAUUUUUGUCACUUUGUAUUACCAAGCAAGACAUUUCAUCGAAACCAUUGCUAUGAGGCUCUGCUAGCUACAGAGCAUGCUUGAGAUCUACCAACGCCAUGAAAAUGCAAAUCUGAG
Mollisia scopiformis is the source of this 990-nucleotide messenger RNA. RefSeq lists its product as uncharacterized. The record is from RefSeq and is a predicted model, not a curated record. Gene Ontology annotation, cellular component: nucleus; catalytic step 2 spliceosome; U2 snRNP. The coding region runs from base 86 to 820 and encodes 244 amino acids. Gene Ontology annotation, biological process: spliceosomal complex assembly. The transcript has a single exon. Lineage: Eukaryota; Fungi; Ascomycota; Leotiomycetes; Helotiales; Mollisiaceae. Gene Ontology annotation, molecular function: nucleic acid binding; zinc ion binding.